AUGGAUGUGGAAACCGAAGAAACGUUCAAACCAACCGACCAAAGCACGCAAGAUGCCAACGACCUCGCUGAAUUUGGCCACCAGCAAAUCCUCGCCCGCAAGUUCAACAUCUGGAGCAUGCUAGCGUUAGCAUUCUGCGUGCUGGGAACAUGGUCAACCUUCGCACAAGAUCUCUCUGACGGCCUGGUCAACGGCGGCCCUGUUUCGAUCCUAUGGGGACUAGCUCUUGUGACGUUCUGCAAUACCUGUGUCGCGCUCUCACUGGGCGAGAUCUGUAGCAGCAUGCCCACUGCCCUCGGACAGGCGUAUUGGGUCUAUCGUCUCUGGGAUUCACGAUUCGGACGAUUCCUCUCAUACAUGUGUGCUUGGAUUAAUGUUUUUGGGUGGUGGACACUGGCCGCCUCUCAGGUGGCGUUUAUGACUAAUUUCCUUCUCGGUAUGAAGGUUAUGUUCAGUCCGGCCUGGACCGGUGCUUCAAAGGGGUGGCUUGAAUUUGUGGUUUAUAUUGCGUGUGUCUUUAUCCUCACGCUGAUCAAUGUGAUGGGUUGUCGGAAGGAGAAAUUUCUGCCGUGGCUGAACAAUUUUGUCGGAGUCUGGUUCUUUGGACUAUUCUUUGUUUUUUGUCUUGCCCUGCUUAUUUCAGUGGGAACGAAAGAGGGUCUCUCUUACCAGCCUGCCUCUUUCGCGUUUGGAAAGUGGAUCAACCAAACCGGCUGGCCGGAUGGCGUUGUCUGGUUUAUUGGUCUAGUCCAAGCUGCAUAUGGACUGACUGCCUUUGACGCCGUGAUUCACUUAGUAGAGGAGAUCCCUGCACCUCGCAAGAAUGCACCGAAAGUGAUUUACCUCUCUGUGGUCUCCGGGGCAGCCAGCGGUUUCAUCUUGAUGAUGGUCUGCCUCUUCUGUAUUCAAAAGGUGAAUACAGUGGUAGACUCACCCAGUGGCCUACCAUUCAUGGAACUUGUCCAAGAAACAGUGGGUCGGACUGGCGGUGCAGUGCUAAUUGCCUUGUUCAUCAUGAAUGGCCUAGGCCAGGGAAUCAGCAUCGUGACCACAGCAUCUCGCCUCACCUGGGGCUUUGCCCGCGAUGGCGGUCUCCCCUUCAGCGCCUACCUUUCAGAAGUGAGUCCUUACUGGAAAGCUCCCGUCAGGGCGCUCUGGUUCCAGGGAGCUAUCAUAGCCCUGGUUGGAGUUUUGUUCCUAUUCGCAGAGACAGUGCUGAACGCGAUCCUCAGCGUCAGCACCAUCGCCCUGACGAUCUCGUACGGGCUGCCCAUUAUGACUCUGCUGCUGAUGGGCCGCGACAAGCUCCCGCCUGGUGGCCAGUUCAACCUUGGUAGACUGGGUGCACUUGUAAACUGGGUCUCCCUUGUGUAUUGCUGUGUGACGACCGUCUUCUUUUUCUUCCCUAGCGCGCCCAAUCCUUCGGGCGGUGAUAUGAAUUACGCCAUUGGGGUGUUUGGCGUCAUGCUUGUUAUUGCUGUGCUGUUCUGGUUUGUCCAGGGAAGUCGCACCUAUCUCAACACUGAGGAAUCAACACAUGUUAUUCAGGCUCAUGUGGUUACGAAUGAUCUGCUGCCUGAGUCAAAAAAGGAACACUGA
Penicillium vulpinum is the source of this 1599-nucleotide messenger RNA. RefSeq lists its product as uncharacterized. Gene Ontology annotation, cellular component: membrane. Bases 1 to 1599 code for a protein of 532 amino acids. NCBI's taxonomy places the organism in Eukaryota, Fungi, Ascomycota, Eurotiomycetes, Eurotiales, Aspergillaceae. Gene Ontology annotation, molecular function: transmembrane transporter activity. The record is from RefSeq and is a predicted model, not a curated record. The transcript has a single exon. Gene Ontology annotation, biological process: transmembrane transport; amino acid transport.